AACCUAAGCAGUCAAAUUAAAUUCCAUCAGUGUCUUCUCAACAUCGACUACUGUAUCUCAUAUCAUGUAGAUUAUAUUAUAUCAAAACAUUAAAGUAUGAAAACUACUACUUUUUUAUUAGCAAAAAGCAAACCGCAAUUCGAAUCCCAAUCUACCCCCCUCCUAUUCCCUUAAAACCCUCCCAUCUUUUCUCAAUUUCCAGGAGGGAAAGCGAGAAAUUUUUGUGGGAUUUGUGGAAAUGGAGCCGUACCGUACAGGGUUUCUUUCACAACUCCAUAAAGUUUCAUAAUUUCAUCAAACCCAUCAGAAAUUAUCAAUCUUUUUUUGUGAAUUUUUUGUGGGUUUGUUUUGGGAGUUGAUAAAGAUUGAUGAUUUCUUCAAACCCAAUUGAAAUUAUCAAUCUUUUUGUUGAAAUUUUUGUGAAAUAUUUGUGGGUUUGUUUUGGAAGUUGUUAAAGAUUGAUGAUUUCUACAAACCCAGAUGAAAUUAUCAAUCUUUUUGUUGAAAAUUUUGUGAAAUAUUUGUGGGUUUGUGUUGGAAGUUGAUAAAGAUUGGUGAUUUCUACAAACCCAACUGAAAAUAUAAAUUUUUUUGUUGAAGUUGUGGGUUUGUUUUGGAAGUUGAUAAAGAUUGAUGAUUUCUUCAAACCCAACAGAAAUUAAAUAUCUUUUUGUUGAAAUAUUUGUGGGUUUGUUUGGGUUUUGAGAAUGCUAUGCAGAUUCAGUUGAAGAUCAGUUGGUGCAGAUAGGAAGUGUGUGAUUUUUGUGGGUUUUAUGUAAGAUUUUUGUAUUUGGGGAAGAAAAAGAAGAUGUUGUGCAGGAUGAUACCUAGGAAGAAGAAGACAGGGACUGUGCCUGUGUAUUUGAAUGUGUAUGAUCUCACUCCCAUCAAUGGUUAUGCUUAUUGGGUUGGUCUUGGUGUUUAUCACUCUGGUGUUCAAGUUCACGGUGUAGAAUACGCAUUCGGUGCACACGAACAUCCGACAACAGGGAUAUUCGAAGUGGAACCAAGGAAAUGCCCGGGAUUCACAUUCCGUAAAUCAAUAUUGAUCGGACGAACAGAUUAUGGCCCACGAGAGGUUCGUUCGUUCAUCGAAAAAUUAGCAACAGAGUUCACCGGAAACAGUUAUAAUCUCAUUACAAGAAACUGUAAUCACUUCUGCAAUGACAUGUGUCUACGGUUAACCAAAAGGGCGAUUCCUAGUUGGGUCAACAGACUAGCUCGACUUGGUUUUCUUUGCAACUGCGUCCUACCUGCAAGUUUAAACGACGCGAAAGUUAGACAAGUUAGAGCAGAAGACGAUUCCAACGCUGAUAAAAAGCUUAGAGCCCGUUCAAGCCGGUUUGCAUCAGCGUCUAAACCUCAACCACAGGCAUCCUCUCGUUCGUCAAGUCCGUCGACAACAAAAAACCCAUCUUCAGGAACGAAUAUAAAACCGUUAACAAUCAAUAAGGAUAACAAAAGCUAGUUGGUUUGUAGUGUUCUUGAGGGGAAGAACAAUAAUGCAUAUCAUUAUGAUCACAAAUUUGUUGAAGUUGAAGGAUUUGUUAGAGAUUUUGUGUGUUGUUUUACAAAAGUGGACAGGUUUAUUUUUGUUUUGAAGUUGGUGGAAUGUAUAUGAAGCCCAUAAGUAAUGAAUGUGAAUCUAGUCAGAGUUCAAAAUGGAAGUUAAGUUGCUUUCUAGCACAUUGUUA
This is a messenger RNA of Helianthus annuus (common sunflower), 1694 nucleotides long. Its product is annotated as deSI-like protein At4g17486. Gene Ontology annotation, biological process: protein deubiquitination. The transcript is spliced from 3 exons. The record is from RefSeq and is a predicted model, not a curated record. Gene Ontology annotation, molecular function: deubiquitinase activity. The coding region runs from base 809 to 1468 and encodes 219 amino acids. NCBI's taxonomy places the organism in Eukaryota, Viridiplantae, Streptophyta, Magnoliopsida, Asterales, Asteraceae.